AUGGUGUCUGCUGGGCUUCAGUUACUGGGCACCGCCCUGGCCAUCAUAGGAUGGAUCGGUGUCAUUGUGGUCUGUGCUAUUCCCAUGUGGAAAGUCACAGCUUUCAUUGGUAGUAACAUCAUCACGGCACAGACUUCAUGGGAGGGAAUCUGGAUGAACUGCGUUGUGCAGAGCACCGGACAGAUGCAGUGUAAAGUCUACGACUCCAUGCUGGCCCUUUCCUCAGACCUUCAGGCUGCCCGUGCCCUCACCAUCAUUUCCAUCGUGAUUGGGAUCCUGGGCAUCAUGCUGGCCAUGGCUGGAGGCAAAUGCACCAAUUGCGUUGAAGACGAGAGUGCCAAAUCUAAGGUCGGUAUCACUGCUGGUGUGAUUUUCAUCAUUGCUGGAGUGCUGUGUCUGAUCCCAGUGUGA
Sinocyclocheilus grahami is the source of this 411-nucleotide messenger RNA. RefSeq names its product claudin-like protein ZF-A89. The transcript has a single exon. The record is from RefSeq and is a predicted model, not a curated record. The coding region runs from base 1 to 411 and encodes 136 amino acids. Lineage: Eukaryota; Metazoa; Chordata; Actinopteri; Cypriniformes; Cyprinidae. Gene Ontology annotation, cellular component: bicellular tight junction; membrane. Gene Ontology annotation, molecular function: structural molecule activity.